Molecule: messenger RNA, 750 nt
Organism: Gossypium arboreum
Lineage: Eukaryota; Viridiplantae; Streptophyta; Magnoliopsida; Malvales; Malvaceae
Product: UBP1-associated proteins 1C-like
Biological process (GO): rRNA processing; negative regulation of transcription by RNA polymerase II
Cellular component (GO): nucleolus
Molecular function (GO): DNA binding
Source: RefSeq, a predicted model, not a curated record
AUGGUGUGGUUUCAAUGCGAGGAUUGCGGCGAGAACUUGAAGAAACCCAAGCUAUCAAAUCGCUUUAGAAUUUGUUCUGCUUCCAAGCUAUCGUGCAUUGAUUGUGGCGUGAUUUUUGAGCAGCAAACCGUUCAGGGUCGUGCGCAAUGCAUCACUGAGGCAGAGAAAUAUGGUCCUAAGGGGCAAGUAAAAACACCAAAUGGUUCAAAUGCAAAACCCAACAAGCGAACAAAGGAAAACCCAAUAUUAAUAAGGUUAUCUCAACGUCCUCCUUGGUUUUGUUGUCUUUGCAAUACCAAGGCUAUCAGCCAGCAAACAUUGCUUCUUCAUGCUGAAGGAAAGAAGCAUAGGGCAAAGGCUCGGGCUUUUCAUGCUAAACAACAACCUGAACAGAUGGAAGCGUCUGCUCUAGAUACCAAGGCUUUAACCGAAAAUAAAGUGAAUAUUGAAUCGCUGGAGAAUAAACCUAAAGGAGAGGCCAAACCGCAGGAUCUGCCCAAAGAUGGCCAUGUCCAAAUAAACUCAGAAGCAUCAAAUGGAGAUAUACCAUCGAAUAAGAAGAGAAAGCUAGAUGUGCCUGUGAGGGAUAUUACCGAGAUACAGAGUGUGGAUGAUAGCUCAGGCAAAGCCUGCAAUGUUGUGAGAGAAGAUAAAGCAGCAUUUAUCACUGACAAAGAAGAUAACAAAAGAAAGAUAAUGUGGAAGAAGUUAAUUAAGGCAGCCUUGAAAUCUGGGUCGGAAACUAAGUAG